CCAUGAACUUUUACUUUUCUCACUUAGCCCCAAUUAAAAUUGGGUUAUGACAGUGGUUAUAGAUGGCCCCAAAACGGCGUGGGCGCCCGAGGGGUGGCCGUAAGGAUCAGGGCACUCCUUCGAUCCCAGGUGCUAGUCCUUCUGCCCAAGCUGCUCCGCAGGAGGGAGGGACGAGUAAUCCUCAGAUAGCCACUUUUGUUCAGGAACUUAUGGUAGAGAUAAGACGCCAAGCAUCUCUUGCCACAACUGUGCCACCUCCAGCCCCAGUGGUUUCCACUCCUACGACCCCUGCUCCAAUUUCCCCUGUUCCUAUUUCUUCUGCUCCUGCAGUGUCUAGCUGGAAGGUCUAUACAGAAUUCCAGAAGGUGGUGUGUCACGCCUCAAAACCCGAAUUCGAGGCGCGACAAACGCCGUGCACUCGUAACGGGUCCUACGAAUGCACCAGGCUCGGAACUUACUGAGUUCUUAAUUUCCAAUUCAAUUAAUUCAAAUCUAAAACUCAAGUAAAAUCUAACUUUCCAU
Rubroshorea leprosula is the source of this 522-nucleotide messenger RNA. NCBI's taxonomy places the organism in Eukaryota, Viridiplantae, Streptophyta, Magnoliopsida, Malvales, Dipterocarpaceae. The record is from the annotation of a GenBank genome assembly.